UAAUUUUAGCAGCGGACGACGUCACGUGACUUGAUUUGACGUUUGCAUCAUGGCGGAAGCAGUUGUAGAAACAUCGUUCAUGGAUCCUUUCAAAGAUAUUCUGGUUAAUUAUUUAAUGCCAGAAAAAUGUUAUGACGAGUUCUUUUUACAGUUCAAUCUUCUGCACGUGGACUGUCUGAAGAUUGUAAUCAGCAAAGGCCUGGGCAUUGGGAUCAUUCUUGGUUCUGUAUUAGUGAAACUACCUCAGAUUCUAAAGCUGAUUGGGGCCAGAAGUGCUGAGGGACUGAGUUUUAACUCUGUGCUGCUGGAGCUGUUUGCUAUCACAGGCACCAUGGCCUACAGUAUUGCCAACAGCUUUCCUUUCAGUUCCUGGGGUGAGGCACUUUUCCUCAUGAUUCAAACUGUGACCAUUGGUUUCCUCAUACAGCACUAUGGAGGAAACACCAUCAAAGGUUUGGGGUUUCUGGCAGUCUACUUUGGUCUGUUGGGAGUCCUGUUAUCUCCUGUGACACCAGUGUCUGUCGUUACUACCAUGCAAGCCUCUAAUAUGCCUGCCAUUAUCAUUGGACGAUUAAUUCAGGCUGGUACCAACUAUAGAAAUGGCCACACUGGACAGCUGUCAGCUAUUUCAGUGUUUCUGCUGUUCGCAGGCUCCUUAGCACGCAUAUUCACUACAGUGCAGGAAACGGGAGAUUCGCUCAUGGCUGUCACAUACAUCAUCUCUUCUUUCUGUAAUGGUGUGAUCACAGCUCAAGUCCUCUACUACUGGAACAGCAGCCCUGCCCUCAGGAAGAAGACUGAGUAGAUCCAAACAACAACAGGCAAAUUCAGAGACCACUCAGGUUGACAAAGUGCACUGGACAGCCGAUUGGGGAAUCAGAUGUAUUCUAAUCAAAAUGAUGGUUCUUGUGAAAUUAAGCUCUGUUCCUUGGUCACUUGUUAAAAGCAUUUAUUGUUAACAUAUCACAUGUACAUAACAUAUACAGGCAGGUACAAAUACUUUACAAUGCACACAUUGACGUAUUCCAGGUGCCCUGAAGUGGACCAAAAAGUCAGUAUGGUGAGGGGUCCUUCUAUAAUAUAGAACUUUUUCCCCCUUUUUAUGGUAGUGGGCUUUUAUUUCAUUUAUUGGACCAUUUCUUAGCUCAGGGAAGGGAGUAGUGUCCAUAGUAUUCUGGAAUUAAACCAUAUGAAAACCUUGUGUAGUAUUACUGACAUACUGUGGUACUGCUCACUUUACCCUGGCUCACUAAAUAUUCACUGAAAUCCAUGUAGCCAUUUUGAAUUUUACGACAAAUCUGUGAAAAAAAAAGUCUGUCAAGAUUUUUGUAAAUAUUAAUUGCAGAAUUGUAAAAAUGACCGAAAUACUUUAAAAGUACACAUAUGCAUAUGUUAUCACAUGCUAAAGGCAGCCCUAUUAAAACAUGUUAUCCCCACAAGGGAUCAUUUGGUUUUUUGUUCUGCAUAGACAAAUCCAACCAUAUGGACAUUAUUUUACAAAGUCUUCCAGAAUCUAGAAAUGCCCAUGUUUUUAGAAAAGAAAUUCUGUUGUAUUUCUUAAAUUGCAAUGGUAAUCUUGCAAUGGUCAUGGAAUAGUACGUGAAGCAACGUUGUUGAGUGUCAUCACAACUAUUGGGAACUUGGCAAAAUGAGAAAAAAAAUACCUUUUUUUUCUUUUUUGUUGUAGAUGGUAGUAUAUUCACCCAUCAAAAGCAAGUGUAAAUUUGUCCGCUGGUAAAAGGAAAAUUUAAUUUGAAUGAUGGGAAUUGCAUAUUUGCACACAUUACAUUUUAAGAAUUUAUUUUCCUUUUUUGCUUGUGAACAUCUGUUGUUCGUUGGUAGUUUAUUUUAUGAAUGAAAUAUUACAAAUAGCUGUGAUUUACGUUUUUUUCCAUAUCUAAAGUUGCAGUGUACUUUUGACCAUUGAGUAAAACAUUACCAUCAGAUAAUUUGUAGUGUUCGUUGUGUGAAAGGCUUUAAAAAAAGACACAAACAGUUGUAGAAAAUAAAUGAGUAAAUAAACAGUUUUAUUCUUA
This is a messenger RNA of Carassius gibelio (silver crucian carp), 2036 nucleotides long. It is a transcript of the gene mpdu1b, whose product is annotated as mannose-P-dolichol utilization defect 1b. Gene Ontology annotation, biological process: oligosaccharide biosynthetic process. Lineage: Eukaryota; Metazoa; Chordata; Actinopteri; Cypriniformes; Cyprinidae. The record is from RefSeq and is a predicted model, not a curated record. Bases 50 to 805 code for a protein of 251 amino acids. The transcript has 7 exons.